This is a messenger RNA of Suncus etruscus (white-toothed pygmy shrew), 942 nucleotides long. Its product is annotated as olfactory receptor 1361-like. Bases 1 to 942 code for a protein of 313 amino acids. The transcript has a single exon. The record is from RefSeq and is a predicted model, not a curated record. Gene Ontology annotation, molecular function: G protein-coupled receptor activity; olfactory receptor activity. Lineage: Eukaryota; Metazoa; Chordata; Mammalia; Eulipotyphla; Soricidae. Gene Ontology annotation, cellular component: membrane. Gene Ontology annotation, biological process: G protein-coupled receptor signaling pathway.
AUGAAAGGGGAAAACCUCACCCAGGUCACUGAGUUCAUCCUCUUGGGGCUCUCCGAGGACCCUGGGGAGCAGCGGCUGCUGUUCCUCCUCUUCCUGAGCAUGUACCUGGUCACAGGGCUGGGGAACCUGCUCAUCAUCCUGGCCAUCAUCACUGAUGCCCGGCUCCACACCCCCAUGUACUUCUUCCUGGCCAACCUGGCCUUCGUGGACAUUUGCUUCACCACCACCACUGUCCCCAAGACGCUGGUGAACCAUGUCACAGGUCACAGGGGGAUCCCGUAUGCCGGCUGCCUCACCCAGACCUUCUUCUUUAUCUGGUUUGCUGGAAUCGACAGCUUCCUGCUGGCCGCCAUGGCCUAUGACCGCUACGAGGCCAUCUGCCACCCCCUGCACUAUGCCACGUCUGUGACCCCGCAGCUCUGCAGCCUCCUGGUGGGGGCAUCCUGGUUCACAGCUUUCGGGAAUGCUCUAACCCACACGGUUUCCCUGAGCCGCCUCUCCUUCUGCACCCACAACAAGGUCCCUCAUUUCUUCUGUGACCUCAGCCCUCUGCUCAAGCUGGCCUGCUCUGACACCUUCCUCAACAACCUCAUGGUGAACACCGUGGGCACCUUGACGGUCAUUGUCCCCUUCGUGGGCAUCCUGGUCUCCUACAGUUGCAUCUUUGGGGCCGUGCUGAGGAUCCCGUCUCGGACAGGCAAGCAGAAGGCCUUCUCCACCUGCGGCUCCCACCUCUCGGUGGUGUCCCUCUUCUAUGGGACCCUCAUUGGGGUGUAUUUUAGCCCCACGUCCUCACACACGGCCCAGAAGGACACGGUGGCUGCGGUGAUGUACACGGUGGUGACCCCCAUGAUGAACCCUUUCAUCUACAGUCUCCGAAACAAGGACAUGAAGGGGGCCCUGAGAGCCCUGGUCACCCGGAGACCGUUGUUUACUCAGUGA